Pollicipes pollicipes is the source of this 2691-nucleotide messenger RNA. RefSeq lists its product as uncharacterized. The record is from RefSeq and is a predicted model, not a curated record. The annotation marks the transcript as partial. The transcript has 18 exons. Gene Ontology annotation, molecular function: flavin adenine dinucleotide binding; oxidoreductase activity, acting on the CH-CH group of donors. NCBI's taxonomy places the organism in Eukaryota, Metazoa, Arthropoda, Thecostraca, Pollicipedomorpha, Pollicipedidae.
GUGGCGGAGCUGCCCCCGCCAGCGUCACGUGACCGCCCUGUGCUGCUCCGGUCCCGCCCGCCUCUGCCGCAGGAGAAAGGCGGCGAGCAGCAGGGUGACUGCGCUGGCCUUGGAGAGGCCAUUGGCUUGCGAGAUGACUGACAGCAGCAUGAACAACGAGUCCAAAAAGAUGUGGGGCUCACGUCCGUUUUGGGGCGUUGGGUCUGAAUUCGACCCUUCAUGGGUGCUGACCGACCGGCAGAAGAAGCUCCAGGCGGACCUGAUCGAACUCUGUCGCAAGAAAAUACGACCUUACGCGGUCCACUGCGACAAGACCUACGAGUUCCCACGGGAGUCCCUGAACGCCCUGGCCGACAUGGGGCUGCUGGGUGUGAUUGUCCCGAAAGAGCUGGGCGGACUCGGGGAGAAUCACGUGGGCGCUGCCAUGGUGGUCGAGACUCUGGCCCGCUACGGCUGCCCCAGCACCGCCAUGGUCUACACUAUGCACCUGAGUGCCGUGGCGGCCCUGCUCUUCCGCUACCACAACAACCCGACGAUCCAGGACGUGCUGCGCCGCCUGGACAAGGACAGGCUGGUGGGGACGUUGUCCUACAGUGACCCGGCUACCGGCGGCCACUUCUGGUUCCAUCUGUCGUCCAAGUGUCGCCAGCUAGACGAAGACCAUGUAAAGCUGCUCAAAUACGGCUCGUGGGUCACGUCUGCCGGAUUCGCAGACUGGUACUUCGUCCAGACAAUCAGCCCCGGCGUCAAGCCCGGUGAUUUCGCCGAUCUCUCCAACUUCCUCAUGAUGAAAGACGAGGUGCGAGCCAGUGCCAACGAGUGGCUUUCCCUGGGUUUGCACGGAAACCAGUCGGGACCGCUGAUUUGCGAGGGAGUCCUGCCUAACGACAGGAUGGUCGGACCAAUCGGUGACGGCGCGCGGGCAAACGACGAAUGUAUAGUAGCGUACUUCUUGCUGCUAACCUCGGCCUGCUGGAACGGCAUCUCCAUGGCCUGCAUCGACGUGGUGAAGAAGCACGUCACCAGGAAGACUCACGGCGACGUGGGCAUGCGCGUGUGCGACUACCCGACCAUCCAGGAUUACUUCGGCGAAUGCAUAUGCGACACGAGCGCGACGCGGCUGAUGAAUGUGUCGCUUGCCAUGGCCUUAGACCAAGUGACUGACAACAACAACUGGGAAAAGCACAGCGACAUCACGUACCUACCGAGAACCAAGUUAGAUCCCUGGAUGUUUCAAUUAAAAUUCUCCGCGGCCAAGAACGUGAGCCUGGUAACCGACAAGAUGCUGCAUGCGGCAGGAGGCUCUGGGUACAAGGUGGACUUGGGUCUGGAGCGUCUGCUGAGAGACGGCAAGGCCGGGUGGGUGAUGGGAGCCAGCAACGAGGUGAUCAGACAGAUUGUCGGCAAAUCCGUUCUUCUUGGUAUGGACGCCGUGGACUACUGGGAGAAGAAUGUCAACACGCGCGUAGUGCACCAUGAGCUGAAGAAGAUGACUCUCGAACAGAAGGAGACGUUGGCCAAGGAGCUGAUGGAAGACGUGCAGAACGGCCACCUCUCGGCUGAAAAGAUCGCAAGCAUCCAAGAUGAGGACUUUGAGAACCCCUUCAGCACUGGCCCGCCGCAUUACGUCAACAAGACGCUGAUGCUGAAUGGCCACGAGUGCACGCCCGGCCUGAGCCCGGACAGCUACACCAAGAUGACGCUCGAGAAGCGUUCGCCAAUCGGCGACAACAUGGAGCAGUUUGGCUUCGCGUACCCCAGCAAGGACAAGCACAGCGGCUGCCUGCCGGGGCAGUAUGUCAAGGUGCGGAUCCAACCCGCCGGUCACCCGGUGCAGGAGCGCUACUUCUCACCCGUGUCUCGACCAGACGAGCCCGACCGGCUGCAGCUGAUCCUCAAGUUCGAGACGGCUGGCAUUCUGUCGCACCAUUUCCAGCAGCUCAAGCCGGGAGAUUCGAUCGAGGUGAUGGGUCCGUGCGGCGGCUUCGAGUACCACGCCAACACCACGGACCACCUGACCCUGAUGGCCUCGGGCGCCGGGGUCACGCCCUGUCUGCAGCUGGUGCGCUCCAUCAUGGCGGACCCGCAGGACCGCACCCAGGUGCACCUGCUGUACUACUCCGAGACCAUCGACGAUGUCCUGCUCAAGGACGAGCUGGACAAAUACCAGGGCACCGACCAGCGGCUGAAAAUCCUAUACAGCCUGGGCGAGGCACCGGAGGACUGGGACGGCGAGGAGGGCUUCAUCGAUACCGACAUGAUCCAACGCACGGUGCCAACACCCAAUGGAGGCCGCUGCAAGAUGGUGCUGUGUGGCGGUCCGACCAUGAUCAUCUCCUCUCUGAGCUCGCUGCGACAGUUGCACUACCCUGCCCGCGACAUCUUCGUCUACGGCCAGUUCGGCGCCGAGCACGUCCGCAUGGUCUUCGGCCCGCAACGUCCAGCUGUCCGGCCACUCGUCCAGCUGCGCCGUCUGAGGUCACGCGUGUACCAUCUGGGGUCACGCCCAACCGGCCAUGCCGUCUCUGAGCAGACGCUGCAGACCUGGUGGCCAACGGAGAAACUAAGUCGCCACGGCCACCAGAGUGGACGGGGCGAUGAGGAGAGCACUCUACACGUGGCCACGGCAAAUGCAAUGAGCAUGGAGGAGUGCCGGCCCCGCCAGGUCAUCAUAGCAUUGUCCACGCCAAU